AUGAAAUUUCAGACUCUUUUUUCUGAAAUCUCCUUCGUAACCUCCUUUCUCUUGCUCCUCUUGGUGAUUUUUAAGCUAGUUAAAAAAUGGAGUUGUAAAAAAUCCAUUGUUAAUUUACCACCAGGACCAUGGACACUGCCUCUCAUAGGAAAUCUACAUCAGAUUAUCAGCAGCUCACUGCCUCAACGCAUAUUCAAAAAAUUGGCAGAGAAAUAUGGGCCCUUGAUGCACCUAAAACUUGGUGAGAUACCAUAUAUAGUAGUUAGCUCACCCGAAAUGGCGAAAGAAAUUACGAAAACACAUGACCUCAACUUCUGUAGUAGGCCAAUGCUUCUUUUGACAUCAGUACUUACUUAUAAUGCUACAGACGUUGUGUUUUCUCCGUAUGGAGAACAUUGGAGGCAACUGCGAAAAAUAUGUGUUAUUGAGCUAUUAAGUGUAAAACGUGCCCAAUCAUUUAGGUGCAUAAGAGAAGAAGAGUGUUCAAUACUAGUUAAAUCAAUAUCUGAAAGUGAAGCAUCCGUUGUUAAUCUCAAUAAGAUGAUGUACUCGACGACAAGUGCGAUAUUGACACGAGCAGCUUUUGGUAAAAAGUGCAGACACCAGGAAGUGUUGAGAUUGAAAAUAGAUGAAGCAAUAGGGCUGGUGGGAGGAUUUUGUAUUGCAGAUUUAUAUCCUUCUAUUAAAAUACUUGAAAGGGUGAGUUGGGCAAAGACCAAAAUGGAAAAACUACAUAGAGAGCUUGAUGAGAUAAUGCAAGACAUCAUCAAUGAUCAUAGAAUAAGUCAAAGAGAAGCAAGCAAGGAUGAAGAUCUAGUGGAUAUUCUUCUCAAGAUUCAACAGGAAAAUGAUGAAUCACAAUAUACCUUUACUGAUGAUAGCAUUAAAUCAGUCAUCCAGGACUUGUUCAUUGGUGGUACCGAAACACCUUCAGGAACUGUGUUAUGGGGGAUGUCUGAGAUGGUAAAGAACCGAAAGAUAAUGGAAGAAGCACAAUCAGAGGUAAGAAGAGUGUUUGAUAAAAAGGGGUAUGUGGAUGAGUCAGAGAUACAUAAAUGUAUAUACUUAAAGUCUGUCAUCAAAGAAACAUUGAGGUUGCAUCCUUCUCUACCAUUGUUGAUUCCAAGAGAAAGUAGGGAGAAAUGUCAAAUCAAUGGGUAUGAUAUUCCAGCUAAGGCAAGAGUCAUGGUAAAUGCUUGGGCUAUUGGAAGAGAUCCAAAAUUUUGGGUUGAAGCUGAGAGUUUCAAACCGGAGAGAUUUCUUGAUAUUAAAAUUGAUUUCAAAGGUACAAACUUUGAAUACAUACCGUUUGGUGCUGGAAGGAGGAUUUGUCCAGGCAUGGCAUUUGGCUUACCUAAUGUUGAGUUGCCUCUUGCUAAUUUACUUUACCACUUUGAUUGGAAGCUUCCUAAUGGAAUGAAGAAUGAAGAAUUAGAUAUGACAGAGAAAUUAGGGAUUACAGCUGGAAGAAAAAGUGACCUGUGUUUGAUUCCUUUUACUCGUUGUCUUUGA
This is a messenger RNA of Lathyrus sativus (Indian pea), 1512 nucleotides long. Lineage: Eukaryota; Viridiplantae; Streptophyta; Magnoliopsida; Fabales; Fabaceae. The record is from the annotation of a GenBank genome assembly.